AUGUUUGGCGGUGGUCCUCAUGGCUGUGGAGGUCCACAUGGUGGUGGUGGUCCACAUGGUGGUGGCGGUCCGCAUUGUGGUGGUGGACCACAAUGGUGGUGGUGGUCCACAUGUUGGUGGCGGUUCCACAUUCCACAUGGUGGUGGUGUUCCACAUGGUGGUGGCAGUCCACAUGGUGGUGGUGGUCCACAAGGUGGUGGUGGUCAGCAUGAUGGUGGUCCACAUGUUGGUAGUGGUCCGCAUGUUGGCGGUGGUCCACAUGGCAGUGGUGAUCCACAUGGUGGGCAUGGUGGUGGUCAGCAUGGAGUUGGUGGUCCGCAUGGUGGUGGUCUGCAUGGUGAAUGUGGUCAUCAUGGUGGUAAUGGUCCGCAUGGUGGGGUGGAGAAAGAAGGUGUCUCCCGCUCCAAUUGGGAGAGUUCACAUGUAUCCAUGUACACAUAA
Ruditapes philippinarum (Manila clam) is the source of this 441-nucleotide messenger RNA. RefSeq names its product holotricin-3-like. The coding region runs from base 1 to 441 and encodes 146 amino acids. The transcript is spliced from 3 exons. The record is from RefSeq and is a predicted model, not a curated record. NCBI's taxonomy places the organism in Eukaryota, Metazoa, Mollusca, Bivalvia, Venerida, Veneridae.